This is a messenger RNA of Insectozyma verbasci, 495 nucleotides long. Lineage: Eukaryota; Fungi; Ascomycota; Pichiomycetes; Serinales; Debaryomycetaceae. The record is from the annotation of a GenBank genome assembly.
AUGAUGUCUCCAAAAGUUAUUAUUGUUUCAUCAGACUCUGAAAAAUUUCCAGUUGAACAAAAAAUUGCUGAAAAAUCAAUUUUAAUUAAAAACAUGAUAAAUGAUUUAAAUCCAGAUGGUUUAACUGAAGAUUUUGAAAUUCCAACACCAAAUGUUAGAGCUAAUGUUUUAUCAAAAGUUUUAGAAUGGUGCGAACAUCAUAAAAAUACUGUUUUUCAAGAUGAUGAAGAUGAAGAUGCUAAAAAAUCUGUUCCUGUUGAAGAAUGGGAUAGAAAUUUUUUAAAAGUUGAUCAAGAAAUGUUAUAUGAAAUUAUUUUAGCUGCUAAUUAUUUAAAUAUUAAACCGUUAUUAGAUUCUGGUUGUAAAAUGGUUGCUGAGAUGAUUAAAUCAAAAUCUCCUGAAGAAUUGAGAAAAACUUUUAAUAUUGUUAAUGAUUUUUCUCCAGAAGAAGAAGCUGCAAUUCGAAAAGAAAAUGAAUGGGCAGAAGAUAGAUAA